AUGGUUCACGCCGAUGCCUCCAACUUUGCCGACGACGUCACCAAGGACGACGCCUACGAGCAAGUCCUGCUCCAGACUGAAGGACUGUGCACAGGGCAGCAGAGGUCGCAGGUUUGCAACCUUGCCAACGCCGCCUCAUUACUGUGGCAUGCCUACAAGAGCCUGCCGGCCCCCAGCAAGGAUGUGAACUGGGCAGGAUUCUACGUCUUGGACAAGUCGUCCUCGAAGCCGCAGCUCAUCCUCGGCCCGUUCCAGGGCAAGGUCGCUUGCCAGACAAUCGACUUUGGGCGGGGCGUGUGCGGCACGGCGGCGUCCUCGAAGCAGACGCAGUUGGUGGCCGACGUGGACCAGUUCCCCGGCCACAUCGCCUGCGACGGCGACAGCAGGAGCGAGAUUGUCGUGCCCAUCCUGGCCGACACGGACGGCAGCGGGGAGAAGAAGGUGGUGGCCAUCAUCGACGUCGAUUGCGCGUCCUUGAACGGAUUCGACGAGCUAGACAAAAAGCAUCUAGAGGAGCUGGCCGAGCUGCUCGCCAAGAGCUGCGACUGGUAG
This is a messenger RNA of Purpureocillium lilacinum, 552 nucleotides long. The record is from RefSeq and is a predicted model, not a curated record. NCBI's taxonomy places the organism in Eukaryota, Fungi, Ascomycota, Sordariomycetes, Hypocreales, Ophiocordycipitaceae.